GUAAUUAUAAGGAGCGCUAAGUAUGAGCUGUGACCAUGAAGAACGCGGGUAGCGCUUCAGGGCCCAAAAUCGAAAUUAAUUAUAAGUAAAUUUGAAGGUUUGUUCCCCGUCUUUACAAUUAAGUGAAAAAGGGAACGCUAAUUGGACUCUGACCAAUAUCAUGAACUCUAAUGUAUGCACGAUUGACGACUUUUCCGAGCUUAAGGAUCUAGUUGAGAAGUCCCAUAAUGUUAAGGCAGAUGUAUCUGAUGAAAUCAAGAACUUACUUGCUAGAAGAAGUGAAAUAGAGCACAAAUUAAAAAAGAUAAACUCUCUAAUACCUGAUUUCCAUAAGUUACAAAUAAAUGCCGAAAAUUCUUCAAGAUUGGUGGGCUGUGCUUCAAAACUUGCUCUACAGCUCAGUGGGAAAGUGGAGCAAUUAGAUUUUGUAAAAAAUCAUGUUCUUAAUUGUGUAGAUAAACUUAGUCAUAUAAUUACUGUAAGGAACAGUGCAGUUGGAGUGAAACGAUGUCUCAUUGACUCUAAAUUAGAUGAAGCCGCUGGUUACGUGUUUACUUAUCUGGAAAUGGAGAGAGACAUAAUUUCUCUUAUCUCUCGUCUAUCAGCGGAUAAUCCUGAUAAUAACCCAUUGAAAACUCUGGAUGACAGUCGACAAAUUCUCGUAAAGAUGGCAAUUGGGAAAUUCGAUGAAUAUGUUUCGAAACGGGAUGAAAAGAAUAUAGUACAUUUGUUAAAGAUAUUUUUCUUAUUGGGCGAAACCAAUGAAGGAAUUCGACGAUUUUCUACAUAUCUUUGUUCAUACAUUUCAAAUAAAUGUGAAAUAUUGAUAAAUACUUAUAAAUCAUCUUCAAAAUCAUCUGAAUUUGCAUCAGCUAAUCUAAUCACAGAAAUUUUAGAGUUUGUUGCGGAUACAUUAAAAAAUAAUUCAAUGUACGUCGAAACAUACUGUGGCCCAGGCAACAUAUUUGGGUUUGUAUCUUCUGUUCAUUGUGUCGUUGACCAAUACGUCAAGUGUGUAAUCGAGCGUUUCUAUGAUUGUCAUCACCUUGAUGAACUUUGUUCAGUGCUCAAGAAAUUAAAUAGUAAUAGUUUAAACAGUAAAAGACAUGAUUCAUCAGCUCAAUCGAUCAAUAAAGAUAAAAUAUUGGAUUCAAACGAAUUAGGAUCAGAUCGCGUAUUGAUCAUUGAGCCUAUAAUUGUUGAAACGUUACAGAUCAUUACAUGUUCAGAACUUUAUUUGAGAUUUAUACAAAGGCGAAUUUCUGCUGAUAUCAAACAGUGCAAUCUUGCAGAAAAUGAUUUUAAAAAAAAAAGUGAUGAAAUUUCAAAGUUUUUUGAAAAUUCUCAUCUUGUUUGUCAAGUACAAGAUUUACUCAAUAAAUAUCUUAAUUUAGAACAAUAUUAUCUUUAUGUGACAAUGAUAAAGGCAUUAAAUUCAGAUGAAGUCGACUCAUCUAGUAAUAUAUGGUGUUUUAUUGACGAUGUGUUUUUCAUCACUAAGAAAAGUCUUGUUCGAUCUCUUUCAUCUGGUAAUGUGGAUACUAUUUGUGCUAUGGUGAAUCAUAGUUGUUCAAUGCUAAUUGAUCUUAUGGUAAAUGAUUUUCUGGGCAACGUUAUUCGUACAGGGUUUCCUUCGGGUUGGGUACAAGAUGCAUACACUUAUGUUCAGAAUAGUGUUGCUGUGGCUGGUUCACUUAGUUCUUCUUCAUCCAUUGUCAAUGUUCCAACAGUAUCAUCAUUUAAUAUGAUUGGACCUAAUGCACUUACACGAUAUCAUUUUCUAAUUACUCUUAAUAGUAUUGAAGCAUGUCAAAAAGAUUUAUUGUCACUUGUUAAUCAUCUUGAAAGUGAAUUAAAUUUACUUUAUCAAAAUCAAGAAAUCAAUUCACAAAAACUUAAUAUGUGUAUCACGGAAUUAAAAGUUUCUAUCUCAGAUCAUCUUCAAGCAUUACUUGAUUCUGCAUUCGAGUAUCUUUCAACUAAUGUCAUUCAAAGUCAAGUAAAAACUUUGUUAAAUGUUUUCAAAUCAUUAAAAUAUGAUUUAAUUGAGGAGGAUCUAGAUGUAUUCGCUGCUAAUGAUCGAUGGAUUGAAUCAUGUAUAGCUCAUACAGAAGAUUUUCUCAAACCAUUUAGGUCUGUUCUGUCAACUGAGAAUAACGAUCGAUUUGUAUUAAUUCUCAUAAAUGAAAUUUUGCAUCAACUUGAUCAAUUUAUUCAAAGGAAAUCUUUCAGUAGAUUUGGAGCUAUUCAACUAGAAAAAGAAUAUCGUAAUUUGUUUGCAUAUUUGACAUCAAUAUCUUACAGCUCUUUGCGUGAUUAUUUUACGCGUAGUUUACAGAUUUGUAGACUUUUAAACUUGGAUCGAAUUGAAGAAGUACAUUAUUAUUGGAAUAGUUCUAAUUGGCGUCUUACUGCACAUGAAGUCAGAAGUAUUCUAUCUCUAAGACGUGAUUUUGCUGUAAAUGAAAUUCGUGCACUUAAACUACAAUGAUCUUACGUUUUGUCAGUUGUUCUCCUUUCUUUUUUUCUCUAAUUGUUUUUAUUUUCUCUAAAUGUUUUCGUUUUGUUUUUCUAAUUUUUACAAUCUAAUAAAAUUUAUGGGAUAUCUCAAUUGUUGUUACCAUAGAAUUGGUUAGUUUUUACAAAUUUGAUAGAGUUGAAUUAGAGGUUUUCUUUUUUGAGUCAUGAAUUCUUCAACUUUGACAAGAAAAUUGACUAACUAUUCAUAUUAAUAUUAUUCAUGAAUUUAUGAUCAACACAAAUGGAAAAUUUAGAAUUACAUUAGUCGAUAAUAAUUGAAUUACAAUAACUGUAGAACCUGAUGAGAAUUUAUCGAAAAGAAUAUUCUUCGUUCAAAUACUAGUCUUUUAUCUAAUGAUCGUUGAAAAAUAUGUAUCUUUAUUCGUUUCUGUUUUAUAAAACAAUACGAGAUGAAAUUGCCUUGAAAAUAAAUGAUUCGCACGAGUCAGUCUAUGGUUGCAUUUCCAUAUAUAUUCAGUUUGAGCAUAACAAAACGGUUCCUCGAAUUGAAGACAGUCACGCUCGUUGAUUAGAUAUUCCAUAUUUUAUUGGAGGAUCAAUAGUCUGUUUUUACAAAAUGCUUUAGGUAUUAUGGUUUGUGUAAUUUGUAGACGAUAUUCGUGAAUUAUUGACCGCAUUGGCUUACUUUGAAAUAAAUUGGUAAGUCUCCGUUGUAAAAUCGUCACCUGUUGGACUCAACUAGUUUGGGAUUGACGCAGUCGUCAACAAUAAGAUUAAAUGAUCGUAUCAAUGUUUUUGGUACUGAAUGAUGUUAGAUUUGGUAUAUUGUCGAACCCCCGCCUAGUUGUCUAAUAGCUAAGUGCUCUCUUCGAGAUAUAUGACCAACCUGUAACGAAAAUAUUUUAGACUAUUAAAUUAUGGUGAGAUUUGAUCAAAUGUUCUUCAGGGCAGUAUGAACAUUGCUGUAUAUUAGAGUAAAACCUAUUUAGGGUCUAACUGAAAACAAAACCGUUUGGUUGUGUGUACUAGCUUUCACUACCGAAAUUUUGAAUAUAUAUAUAUAAGAUCUUUACAAAAAUAACCAAACUCAUCACUACUCGCUUGCUGAUUUCACAUCUGAAAUGUUCGAAUAAUGGAAUUUCCGUGUUGAAAACGAUCAUCCAUACACAGAACACCUUGACGAAAAAAUGUAAGCGAAUUCAAUUCAAUUCUUGAACUAAUAAUUAUGCAAGUAAGAAAAUCAAUCAUUGUUGUACCUCGAACUUUUUUUUACACCGGAAAUAGCAUGUUUAUUAUCAUAUAACACUCAGUGCUCGGUUUAUUCACAGUGAUGUCUCUAUUUAAUUUAUUUUUUAUGAACACAGACAUUAUUCCAAAGAGGCAUCAACUAUAUAUGCAUUACAUUUUGUCAUUCGAUUUGUGUGAGGGCUGGGAGACUGCCCAGGUGCCCAAACCGGAGCAGGUGGUUCUCUUAGGAGGACAUACCCCAAACCUUUGAACUAAAGGUCUAAUCCACAAGGCAGUGGAGCAGCGUUAGGAGAUGCAGUCCCGUUGUAGCCGGUGAUUAAUAGGUUCAUACACCAUUUAUUCCCUCCUGAAGACUAUAUGGAACAUUGAUUUGGAGUCAGGGUUUUCCAACUCCCUUAGGUGGACCCGCCAACCCGGUUAAAGCGCUGGAUGUUCACUUCUCAUCCUCUCGAUUUCGUAAACAACACCCCCAUUACGAAAAGGUAGUGAGUAGGAUUUCCCUGACUGGCUGUAUAUAUGUGACCAUGUAAAAGCAUUUCAAGAGAGAGCGAACUCGACCGUACUAAGGUAUUUGGCUGUUCUGCAGUCUAUAGGACAUUAUAUGUGGUGUGGCAAGUCAGAUGACAGUUGAUCCGAAAUAAUUAAUUAAACGGUCACCACAAGCAACAACGUCUUUUGAAUACAUCAAGUGAAGUCGUUAACGCGUAGACUUCUAGAAAUCUACGAGACAUUAAUUUGUAUUGCAGAGCCUUCCUAAUCAUACUAAGUGAGCGAAGCAGAAGUGGUCUUGCUAAUUUCAACCCCAUACAGAAGAAGGUUGGAUAUUUGUUCAGCAACCUCAUCCCAUAGAAAACAACCUUGCUAAAAAAAACUCUAACCAGAAUAAACCAUUUCAACUGUGUUCUCCAAGUUGAAGCAUCUUUAUUCAAAAGAAUUAUGAAGCCUCAUGAUGUAAGCUGAGAUUCUUCAGAAGUUACAAAAGCGAAUGAUAGAAUAGGAUUAACACUAAAGAACAUCAAAGUAACAUAUUCUAUACACAGUGGAUGGAUUUAAUUUUGUUGUUGUUGUAAACAUUUUUUUAUACACUAAGAACAUGGAAUGAUGCAAAUAAACAGAGAUUCGAAAACAUUUUUGUAUUGUACAAUCAUCAGGCAUAUAAAUUCAUAUAUUCACAUAAAUUCAAUCUCGUUAGUAACGAACGAAAUACAAACACAAUUCUUUUUUUCUCUUCUGUUUUUUUUUGUUGAAGAGAAAAUGUUUUCGUCAUUGAUUUCUUCUUCACACUUUCACUCAAAUCAACAAUGAUAUCACGUUUUAUUCAUUACAUUUUGAAAAUAAAAAAGUUGGACAGUUAAAAGUAAAAAAAAUGUAUCUUGUACACUAUACAAUGCUUAAGGUAUUUUUCCAAACUGUUCAAAUUAUUGAUCGAAAUCAAUAAGAUUAUAAUUUGAUUGUUUUCAAAGAAUAGUAAUAUGUAAUA
Schistosoma intercalatum is the source of this 5209-nucleotide messenger RNA. The record is from the annotation of a GenBank genome assembly. NCBI's taxonomy places the organism in Eukaryota, Metazoa, Platyhelminthes, Trematoda, Strigeidida, Schistosomatidae.